Messenger RNA from Mollisia scopiformis, 2150 nucleotides. RefSeq names its product dimethylaniline monooxygenase (N-oxide forming). The transcript is spliced from 10 exons. The coding region runs from base 280 to 2049 and encodes 589 amino acids. Gene Ontology annotation, molecular function: flavin adenine dinucleotide binding; monooxygenase activity. NCBI's taxonomy places the organism in Eukaryota, Fungi, Ascomycota, Leotiomycetes, Helotiales, Mollisiaceae. The record is from RefSeq and is a predicted model, not a curated record.
GCUCACCUCAAAACGACGAUAAGUUUUUUGACUAGUCAUGAGCUCGUCUUUGUUAGCUUACAGCUACUCCGCAUCCAGAAUGUCGGGAGCGAUACCCCGACCCCACAAUUUUGCUCCAAGGCGAUCUCCUCCCCGAACUCAAUUAAGUCCGCUCUGUAUCUAGCAUUCGGCUCUCAUCACAAGUGCGUAUAUCUAAUAUAAAACAUCCUUCGUCAUACUGAGCAUGCUCAACCCAAAAACGACUCUCAAUUAAGAAAUCCACUUUCUCCCAUCUCAGAUAUGUCCACACUAGUCAACUACCCCUGUGCCCUACCAACAACCCCAAUACCAACCACCAUCAACUCACUCUCCAUCGCCCAACAACUCACACCCAAACUACCUCACCUCACCCCACAAGACUUCGCCCAAGACGCCCUAUGGCGCGACAUCUUCGCCCUAACCGGCACCCUCCGCACCUUCCACUCCGCUACCUCCGUAUCAGCAGCCUGGACCGAGACAUCUCUCCGAGCAAAAGUGCAUUCAUUUACACUAGAACCGGGUUCUGUGCGCGUAGUCCGCUUACCGCAGGGCUCAGCUUGGAUUGAAGCUCGAUUCUCGUUUGAGACGGGGGCUACGCCGGCGACGUUUUGUACUGCUAUUGUUUCCUUGGUGCCAGACCAGGAUGGAGAGUGGAGGAUUUGGGUGUUGAGGACGGUCUUGGAGCAAUUGAAGGGUCAGCCAGAUGUGGAUGUUUUGCAGCCUGUGACGGAGUUGAAGAAUGGUUAUGUGAAUGGGGAGGGUGAAAAGGGGCAUUUUGAUUGUGUUGUUAUUGGGGGAGGGUUGGCGGGACUUAGUACGGGUGGGAGGUUGAAGGCUCUUGGGGUGUCUUAUGUUGUGUUGGAUAAAAAUAGGAAUGUGGGUGAUAAUUGGAAAUUGAGGUAUGGCUCGGCAAGAUUGCAUACGAAUAGAGAAUAUGGUCAUCUACCUUUUGAGCGAACAUUCGGUCCGGAGUACGAAGAAUAUCUCUCAAAAGACGAUCUGGCCAAGGGUUAUGCAGCAUGGGUAAAGAAAUUCGAAAUCAACAUCUGGUUAGGAACAAUCGUUGAAUCUGGAACUUGGGAUUCAUCCAAACAUCUCUGGACUUUGAGGCUCAGACAAGACGACGAAAAUGAUCGCCUCAUCACUGCUUCAUUUAUGGUGCUAGCAGGUGGAGCUGGAGGACAAGUUCCUGUCUCACCACCGCCGUAUCAAGAUAGAGACGUUUUCGAAGGCACCACAUUGCAUUCAGCAGAGUACACUACUCCAGCACAAUGGAAGGGAAAGCACGGAGUGGUUGUUGGAACAGCAAAUACAGCACACGAUGUAGCAGACGAUAUGCUCCAAGCCGGACUCGCGUCCGUGACAAUGAUCCAAAGAUCAAAAACCUACAUCCUCCCAGCCGAAUACUACAAAAAGGUCUCGUCCCUAAGCUACAACGCCACAAACCCAACCGAAGUAGCCGAUCGAGGAUCCCUCACCACCCCCUUCGGAGUCGCGGACCUCAUGAGCCAAGCCGUACUCCACGACAUGGCGAGCAAAGAAUCAGAGCGCUUCGAUUCCCUCGAACGAGCUGGGUUCAAGACCGAGCGGUACGGGAAUAUACAGGAGCAUAUUCUUGUACGGCUUGGGGGUCAUUAUAUGGAUGUUGGGGCUUCGAAGAAGAUUGCUGCUGGUUUGAUCAAAGUCAAAUCCGACACUCUUCCUGUCCGCUACGUGAAAGAUGGUCUGAUAUUCAGUGAUGGGACGCAUCUCAAAGCGGACGUAAUAGUCUUUGCGACUGGCUUCGUGGGAAAUAUGAGAGAGCAAGUUGAGCAGCUCUUUGGUUCUGAGAUCGGGGACCAGGUUGGAGACUUCUGGACCUUGGACAAGGAAGGAGAGCUGAAAGCUGCGUUCAAACCUACUGGUCACCCCGCAAUUUGGCUUCACGGAGGCACGAUUGGGCAAGGGAGAUAUUACUCGAGGUUCAUUGCUUUACAGAUCAAAGCAAAGCUCUUGGGGACACCAUUACCAUUGUACGAGAAAACGCCAUAGACAAAAAUUCACUAGCCGCGAAAUAAUUCUCUCCAUAGUAGCUAGGCAUAGCAUAGUAGUUGCCGGAUCCCGGAUAUACCGUCAAAAAUUCAAGCUUAAAC